This is a messenger RNA of Ceutorhynchus assimilis (cabbage seed weevil), 317 nucleotides long. Lineage: Eukaryota; Metazoa; Arthropoda; Insecta; Coleoptera; Curculionidae. The record is from the annotation of a GenBank genome assembly.
AAUUAUUUCAGUUUUUGUAAGUUGAUUUCCAAGAUUUUUCAUGUUGUUAUUUUCCACUGGAAAAAUUUGAAAUUUUGGGAAAAUGAGAUUCUUUCCUUUCUUUUUACAUGCGAAAAGUUUCAAAAUUUCCCCUUCACUUGUUUUCCAGGAAAACUUUGAAAGUUUAUUUUUAAUUAAUUCAGUUAUUGAAGGUUGAUUUCCAAGAUUCCUCAUGUUGUUAUUACCUACUUGAAAAAUUUGAAAUUUUGGGAAAAUGAGCUUCUCACCUUCCUCUUUACAUGCAAAAGUUUCAAAAUUUUUUCUUCACUGGUUUUCCA